Molecule: messenger RNA, 1945 nt
Organism: Malania oleifera
Lineage: Eukaryota; Viridiplantae; Streptophyta; Magnoliopsida; Santalales; Ximeniaceae
Product: ubiquitin carboxyl-terminal hydrolase 6-like
Exons: 19
Coding region: 272-1714 (480 amino acids)
Biological process (GO): proteasome-mediated ubiquitin-dependent protein catabolic process; protein deubiquitination; regulation of proteasomal protein catabolic process
Molecular function (GO): cysteine-type deubiquitinase activity; protein binding; proteasome binding
Source: RefSeq, a predicted model, not a curated record
GGUAAUUCAACAUAAAGCAGCUUGCUUCCAAAUUCCAACUCCGUCUUUGUGUCUCGACUGCCGGUGGUUCAUUUCUUUCGCCGUGGGAAGCCUUCGAUCCCUAAUUCUCACUUUUCCAAGCCGUCAAGCCCUAGUGUUCUGCGGGUCCAUGCCCCUUUGUUUCCUGUCCUCUCUUGCCGUUCGUCGAUCGCAAUCCACAAUCCGAAUAUUUUUGGUUCAAACGUCCUUCUGCUCUCUAUCUCAUUUCUUUAGGGACUGAGGUUAUUCAACCAUGCCAACAGUUAGUGUGAAGUGGCAAAAGGAACUGUUUCGAGCCAUUGAAAUUGAUACAAGCCAGUCCCCUUAUGUUUUCAAAUGCCAGUUGUAUGAUCUAACAGGAGUACCACCAGAAAGGCAGAAAAUUAUGGUUAAAGGUGGUUUAUUGAAGGAUGAUGCGGAUUGGUCAACAUUAGGUGUUAAAGAGGGUCAAAAAUUGAUGAUGAUGGGAACAGCAGAUGAGAUUGUGAAGGCACCAGAGAAGGGGCCUGUUUUCAUGGAGGAUCUUCCAGAAGAAGAACAAGUGGUUGCUGUGGGUCAUACGGCUGGUCUAUUUAAUCUGGGAAAUACCUGCUACAUGAACUCGACAGUGCAAUGUCUGCAUUCAGUUCCAGAGUUGAAGUCUGCUUUGAUCAAGUAUCCAUAUCCUGGAAGAAGCAAUGAGUUGGACCAAUCGUCUCAUCUCUUAACUUGUGCAACCCGAGAUUUAUUUAAUGAGCUCGAUAGAAAUGUCAAGCCUGUGGCACCAAUGCAGUUUUGGAUGGUAUUGCGGAAAAAAUACCCUCAAUUUGGGCAGCUGCAUAAUGGUACUUUCAUGCAACAGGAUGCUGAAGAAUGUUGGACCCAACUUUUAUACAACCUUUCUCAGUCUCUUAAAUCACCAGUUUCCAGUGAAAAUCUUGAUAUUGUAAAAGCACUGUUUGGUAUCGAACUCAUCAGCAGGGUACAUUGUGCAGAAAGUGGUGAAGAAAGCUCAGAGUCAGAAUCAAUUUAUGCACUUAAAUGCCACAUAUCGCAAGAGGUGAACCAUUUACAUGAGGGACUAAAGCAUGGUCUAAAAUCAGAAUUGGAAAAGGCUUCUCCUUCCUUAGGCCGUAGUGCAAUAUACUUGAAAGAGUCACGCAUCAAUGAUUUGCCAAGAUACUUGACUAUUCAGUUUGUCCGCUUUUUUUGGAAGAGGGAGUCAAAUCAGAAGGCCAAGAUUUUGCGGAAAGUAGAUUAUCCACUGGAAUUGGAUGUUUAUGAUCUUUGUUCAGAUGAUCUUCGCAAAAAAUUGGAAGCUCCUCGCCAGAUGCUAAGGGAUGAGGAAGGUAAAAAACUUGGAUUGAAAACAAAGCAGAAGAGCUCUAGUUCAAGAAAUGAUGAUGUCAAGAUGCCUGACGUGGAGGGACCAUCAAAUGGAGGUGGAGAACCAUCAACUGACACAUUGCAGGAAGGCAACAAGGAAAUGCACCUGACUGGAAUUUAUGAUUUGGUUGCUGUGCUGACACAUAAAGGAAGGAGUGCUGAUUCAGGGCAUUAUGUUGCUUGGGUGAAGCAAGAAAGUGGAAAAUGGAUAGAGUAUGAUGACGAUAAUCCAAUCCCACAGCGUGAGGAUGACAUCACUAAGCUGUCUGGAGGAGGGGAUUGGCAUAUGGCGUACAUCUGCAUGUACAAGGCCCGGGUUGUUUCUUUGUAAUAUUUAUUUCGUACCGUAAUUCUUUUUAUCCAAACCAUCUGUGAAUGACCACACACAGGGACUCACAUAGUCGAUCAGGCAUUUUAUGAAAUGAGGUCUGUUGCUCUUACGCUGGCUGCUUUUGAAUUAACAUUGUGUUGUAAGGUUUUCUUUCAACUUCAUUUGAUUCUCAUCUUUCUUUUGAACGGAACCCAUGUGGAGUGUAAAAAGAUAGAUACCUUUUGCUUGUCA